Messenger RNA from Bipolaris oryzae ATCC 44560, 4086 nucleotides. RefSeq lists its product as uncharacterized. Lineage: Eukaryota; Fungi; Ascomycota; Dothideomycetes; Pleosporales; Pleosporaceae. The record is from RefSeq and is a predicted model, not a curated record. The coding region runs from base 1 to 4086 and encodes 1361 amino acids. Gene Ontology annotation, molecular function: xanthine dehydrogenase activity; FAD binding; 2 iron, 2 sulfur cluster binding. The transcript is spliced from 3 exons.
AUGGCACCGGGAAUCGUUACACCACAGCCUGCAGUGUCGAGCGAGGCAACGAAGUCGCUUAACGAGGUUACCGCAGAAUAUGAUGAUACUCUUCGAUUCUACCUGAAUGGAACAAAAGUUGUACUGGACAGUGCGGACCCCGAAGUCACACUGUUGGAGUAUCUGAGGGGGAUUGGAUUGACGGGGACAAAAUUGGGAUGCGCAGAGGGUGGGUGUGGUGCAUGUACAGUGGUUGUGUCACAGUUUAACCCAACCACGAAGAAGAUAUAUCACGCCUCCGUAAACGCAUGCCUUGCACCCCUCGUCAGCGUAGACGGCAAACACGUAAUAACUGUCGAAGGAAUUGGAAAUGUAAAGCGACCACAUCCAGCGCAAGAACGGAUAGCAAAGGGCAAUGGCAGCCAGUGUGGUUUCUGCACACCGGGCAUCGUCAUGUCAUUGUAUGCUCUGCUUCGCAACAAUGUUGAACCCACCGAGCUCGAGGUGGAAGAGGCCUUCGACGGCAACCUCUGCAGGUGUACAGGAUACAGGCCAAUAUUAGACGCAGCACAAAGCUUCAGUGUACAGUCUGGAUGUGGCAAGGCGAAAGCAAAUGGGGGCGGUGGUUGUUGCAUGGAGAAGAAUGGGGGCGGCGGUGGAGGUUGCUGCCAGAAAAAUGGAGCAGAUGGAGAAGAGCAGCCGAUCAAGAGGUUCACACCACCUGGAUUCAUCGAGUAUAAGCCCGACACAGAGUUGAUCUUCCCCCCACAAUUACGGAAACACGAGUUCAAGCCGCUUGCAUUCGGAAACAAGAAGAAGAGGUGGUUCCGGCCGACAACUCUACAGCAACUACUGGAAAUCAAGGAUGCCUAUCCGUCAGCGAAGCUCAUUGGUGGUUCGACUGAAACGCAGAUUGAAAUCAAGUUCAAGGGCAUGAACUACAAUUCGUCAGUGUUUGUUGGCGAUAUUCCAGAGUUGCGUCAAUUCAAGUUGAAUGACGACCACCUUGAGAUUGGCGGAAACGUUGUCCUAACGGAUCUUGAAGAGAUUUGCAAAGAAGCUCUUGAACACUAUGGGCUAGCCCGGGGCCAGCCUUUUGCAACAAUUCUGAAGCAGAUCCGGUAUUUUGCUGGAAGGCAAAUCAGAAAUGUGGGUACGCCAGCAGGAAAUUUGGCCACGGCGAGUCCCAUCUCGGAUCUCAAUCCGGUGUUUGUCGCUACAAAUGCGACACUUGUUGCUAAGAGCCUCAAAGAGACAAAAGAGAUACCCAUGUCGACUUUCUUCAAGGGUUACAGGCAAACUGCGCUACCACCCGAUGCAGUUAUUGCAGGCUUGAAGAUUCCGAUUGCAAAGGAGAAGGGUGAGUACAUCCGCGCGUACAAGCAGGCAAAGAGAAAGGAUGAUGAUAUCGCAAUUGUGAAUGCUGCUUUGAGGAUCUCCCUGGAUGAACAACAUAUGGUUGAGAGCGUGGAUCUUGUAUACGGCGGUAUGGCACCAACGACAACACAUGCGCGCAAAGCAAUGGAAUUCCUCCAGGGUAAGAAGUUUACAGAGCUCAAGACUUUGGAAGGGGUCAUGGAUCAGCUGGAGCAGGAUUUUGACCUGCGAUUUGGUGUGCCAGGUGGUAUGGCAACAUACAGGAAGUCUUUGGCUCUCAGCUUCUUUUACAAGUUCUAUCACGAGGUAUUGGUUGAGUUGCAUGCUGAGGAAGUUGCUGUUGAUACUCAGGCUAUUGGAGAGAUUGAAAGAGAUAUCAGCAAGGGCAGGAGGGAUGAAAAGGCUGCGGAGGCGUACAUUCAAGAGGAGGUUGGUCAGUCGAAGAACCAUGUUGCUGCGAUGAAGCAAUGCACGGGCGAAGCGCAGUAUACAGACGAUAUCCCUCUGCAACGGAACGAACUCUACGGAUGCUUGGUGCUUUCGACCAAAGCACACGCGAAGCUGCUGUCGGUAGAUGCGGAUGCUGCAUUGGAAUUGCCAGGUGUUGCUGCGUACGUCGACCAUAGAGACCUGGCCUCGCCUGAAGCCAACUGGUGGGGAGCACCGGCUUGUGACGAAACCUUCUUUGCGAUCGACAAGGUGUUUACUGCAGGUCAGCCCAUUGGUAUGAUCGUUGCCGACACAGCUAAGCACGCAGAGCAAGCUGCACGAGCAGUCAAGAUUGAGUAUGAGGAGCUCCCAGCUAUUUUCACAAUCGAAGAAGCCGUUGAACAGGAAAGUUUCUUCAAUCACUUCCGUCACAUUAAGAAGGGUGAUACUGAGAAGGCAUUCGCCGAGGCUGAUCAUGUCUUCACUGGCGUCGCGCGUAUGGGUGGUCAGGAGCACUUUUACCUCGAAACCCAGGCUUGUCUGGCUGUUCCUAAGCCUGAGGAUGGCGAGAUGGAAAUCUUUAGUAGUACACAAAAUCCUGCUGAGACUCAAGCCUAUGUAUCCAAAGUGGUUGGUGUCGCUGCGAACAAGAUUGUCACCCGUGUCAAGCGCAUGGGUGGUGGUUUUGGUGGCAAGGAGACACGCUCGAUUCAGCUCGCUGGUAUCGUGGCUUGUGCAGCAAACAAGGUCCGCAAGCCUGUACGCUGUAUGCUUAAUCGAGAUGAGGACAUUGCGACAUCUGGACAACGCCACCCCUUCCUUGGUCGAUGGAAAGUUGGUGUCAAUAAGGACGGCAAGAUUCAAGCACUGGAUGCAGAUGUUAUUUGCAAUGGUGGCUGGAGUCAAGAUCUCUCUGGUGCAGUUGUCGAGCGCUCACUUUCUCACAUUGAUGGUGUCUAUUCGAUACCAAACAUCCACGUUCGCGGCCGUGUCGCAAAGACAAACACCGUCUCUAACACAGCGUUCCGUGGUUUCGGUGGUCCGCAGGGCAUGUUCAUUGCUGAGACAUACAUGGAAGAGAUUGCCGACCAUCUCAAGAUUCCAGUCGAACGACUGAGAGAGAUCAACAUGUACUCACCGGAAACGAACAUGGUCACACAUUUUAACCAGGAGAUUAAGGAUUGGUAUGUGCCUCUAAUGUACAAGCAAGUGCAGGAAGAAUCCCUUUACGCACAGCGCCGUCAAGAAAUCGAAGAGUGGAACAAGACGCACAAGUGGAACAAGCGGGGUCUUGCAAUUAUACCGACCAAGUUUGGUAUCUCAUUCACUGCGCUUUUCCUGAACCAAGCUGGUGCACUUGUACACAUAUACCACGAUGGAAGUGUCCUUGUUGCGCAUGGUGGUACGGAGAUGGGUCAGGGAUUGCAUACCAAGAUGGUACAGAUUGCUGCUCAGACGCUCGGCGUACCACUAGAGGAUGUGUUUAUCAGCGAGACCGCCACAAAUACUGUUGCAAACACUUCAUCUACAGCAGCUUCAGCAUCCUCUGAUUUGAACGGAUACGCGAUCCACAACGCGUGUGUACAGCUGAAUGAGCGCCUGGCUCCAUUCAAGGAAAAGCUAGGACCCAAGGCGACUAUGAAGGAUCUCGCUCAUGCCGCGUAUUUCGACCGUGUAAAUCUCUCUGCCCAAGGGUUUUAUAAGACACCAGAUAUUGGCUACGUCUGGGGCGAGAACAAGGGACAGAUGUUCUUCUACUUCACCCAGGGUGUCGCUGCUGCCGAAGUCGAAAUCGACACAUUGACCGGUGACUGGACGUGCCGCCGUGCGGAUAUCAAGAUGGAUGUCGGUCGCUCCAUUAAUCCAGCUAUUGACUACGGCCAGAUCGAAGGCGCUUUCGUGCAGGGUCAAGGAUUGUUUACGACGGAGGAGUCUCUGUGGCUGAGGGGAACAGGCAAUAUUGCAACAAAGGGGCCGGGUAACUACAAGAUCCCCGGAUUCAGAGAUAUUCCGCAGGAGUUCAAUGUCAGUUUGCUCAAGGAUGUGAACUGGGAGAACCUUAGGACCAUUCAGAGAAGUAGGGGUGUUGGCGAACCACCACUCUUCAUGGGCAGCUGUGUCUUCUUUGCAAUCCGCGAUGCUCUUCGGUCUGCUCGCGCAGAGUUUGGCGAGACUUCUGUUCUGCACCUUGUUUCUCCGGCUACGCCCGAACGUAUUAGGAUCAGCUGUGCCGAUCCUAUUUUGAAGCGCGCGUGGGUGGAGCCUAAGGAGGGCGAGAAAAGCUUUUUCAUUAGCAUUUAG